GCAAUAUGGCCGCGCGCUGCAGGCUGGUGGUCGUCGUGUGCCCUAGACGACGAUCCAAUCGCUAGUGUCGUACCGUACAAGUGCAAUAAAAAAAAAAAAAAGUUGGUGGCACGGGAGGGCGUAUACUUGGUGCGUGCAGUGGUUCGUGCAACCUGUGUCGUGUAGCGUUAUACAUAUGCGGUGCGCGACCUGACCCCUACUCAACGACCAAGGAUGUCGGACUACAUAAAGUCGGCCUUCGGCUACCUAAACGGUGCCUCGGCCGGCGCUGCUGCUGGUGUCGGCACUGGAGGAACAUCUCCUGGUGGCAGCGAGUACGUCGGCCAACAUCUGGAGAUCAGCGGCGUCAAGCUCCGCGUCACUCGACUCAUCGCCGAAGGAGGCUGGGCCUUGGUCUUUGCGGUAGAAGACGUGUCGACAGGAAAGGAAUACGCACUCAAGCGAAUGGUUGCAGCGGAUGAACAGGCCCAACAGACUAUUAUCCAAGAAAUCGCGACCCUCAAGGCCCUGACGAACCACCCGAACAUCAUCCAGUUCCUGUGCGUGCAGCAAGUCAACAACAACAAAGAAACCAGUGGCCGAGGCAACGAGUAUCUUCUAGUCUCGGAGCUGUGUCCCGGAGGUACUCUCGCGGACCUGCUGAGAAGCCUCCCGGCGAACGGUACUCUAAGUCUCGCCCAGAUUUGCCGAGUGGCCUACCAGGCGACCAAGGCAGUCCACCACAUGCACAGUCAGCAGCCCCAGCCCCUGAUACACAGGGACAUCAAGCUCGAGAACUUCCUGCUCGGCGCCGACGGGCUGAUCAAGCUCUGCGACUUUGGCAGCACGACCGUCCAGCAGAUUCUCCCCGAUACCUCGUGGAACGCCCAGAGGAGGGCCCAGCUAGAGGAUCACCUGUCCAAGUUCACGACCCCCAUGUACAGGGCACCCGAGAUGAUGGACACGUGGAACAACGAGCCCAUCGGCCCGCCCGUCGACUGCUGGGCGCUCGGCUGUAUAUUCUAUGCCCUCGUCGCGCUCAAGCAUCCCUUUCCCGAAGGCAAUAAGUUGGCGAUCAUCAAUGGAAAGUACGCACCGCUGCCGCCGAAUCCCCGGCUCUCCUGCUUCGGGGAGCUGAUCAAGGGCUGCCUGCAGGUCUCUCCUGUCCAGCGGCUGACGACGUCGGCAAUUCUAGAGCGGCUCGCCGCGAUCGCCGAAUCUAAUGGCUUCGACCCGCGCGAACCCGCGAAAAUCGACGUUGCGCCGCCACCGCCACCACCCACGCUGGCACCGACGAGACCCGCGCCCCCGACCCCGUCUCCGACGGCGGCACCUGUAGCGCCUCCUCCGAGACCUGCUCCACCCGUGCCGUCUGGUCAACCGCCACCAAGGCCAGUUCCUCCUCAGCAGCAGCAGCAGUUACCGCCGGGUCACCAGCAGAAAAUCCCCGGCCACCAGACGUCUGGUUUGUUCAGUUCCAUAAAGGGAGGCGCGGGUAGCCUCUUCCGCAACAUCAAAGACACGUCCUCGAAGGUGAUGCAGACGGUGCAGCAGAGCAUGGGCCGAACGGAACUAGACGCGAGCUACGUGACCUCACGCGUCCUGGUGAUGCCGUACCCAGCCGAUGGGAUAGAGUCGGCCUACCGGGCAAACCACGUCGAGGACGUACGAGCUUUCCUUCAGGCACGUCACCCACCACCUACGAAGAUACAGUUCUACAACUUGUCCAGGGGCAGGCCGAACGUCGCGAGGCUCAUCGGCCGGCACAUAGACUGUUCCUUUGCCUACGCCUCGAUGGAAGCCAAUGCGCCUCUGCUCUCCGCCAUCUACCAGAUCUGCCAGGACAUAUACCGGUUCCUCGACGCCGACGUACAUCAUAUCGUCGUCAUAUACUGCAACGACGGUCUGCGAGCGAGCGCGGUCGUUGCAUGCUCCCUAUUGUUGUACGGUGGCGCGAUGCGCAGCGCCGAGCAAGCCAUCAACAUGUUUACGACGCGGCGCUGCCAGCCACCCCAGAUGCAACCCUCGGAGCUGAGGAUACUCGAUUACAUGGCAAAGCUGGUGAACGGCGAGCUACCCCACAUGAAGCCUCUGGUACUCAGGUCGCUGCUCGUCCAGCCCGUGCCGCUAUUCACUCGAGCGCGCGACGGCUGCCGACCCUACGUCGAGAUAUACAGCAACGGUGCAAUGGUCUUCUCAACGAAGCGAGCAGAGUACGAGGAGAUGAAGCUGUACGGCAUGAUGGAGGGCAAGGUGUGCCUGAUCCUCGGCGACGCCACGGUCCGCGGUGACAUAACGAUGGUCGUGUACCACGCGCGCCAGCAGCUCGGCCGCGUGAUCGGCAUCAAAAUAGCGGCCCUGCACUUCCACACGGGCUACGUGUCGCUCACAGACAGCACGCUCAUCUUUGACAAGAACGACCUCGACGACACGCCCGAGGUGGGUGGCAAGUUUCGCGUCGUCGUCAAUGCGAUGAUCGGCGAGGACUCGGCCAAGUUCACGAGGGCACCUGCGCCCUGGGAGUCCGAGGAUGCGACUCAAUCUAGGUUCGCGCCUGACCCGCUCUUUGGCUCGACGCUCGAGAUGGAAGAGGCCCUCGACAAUUUCCGCACCAACGGCGCACCCUCCGACAAUAAACCAAAGCGGAGGGAUUCACUGGUGCGCGAAGCAGAGCCACUAGUCAACCAGUCCGAGGGGCCCAGACUGCCGCGCAGACCAUCGAGAGACUCUACGGCUCCAGUUGCUCCUCCUCGGCCAGAGACCUCUUCCUCCUUCGGGGAAGCCGACUUGCUAAACCUCGGCUCACCGAACAGCAACAACCUGAGAAAUACUCCAGCGCCGGCGGUGAAUCUCGACAUAUUCGCGUCGUCGAACUCUAGUCAGGCCCAAUCGGAUUCCACUGCUAACGUUGCCGCUAGCGCUACCACAGCGAGCGACUUGUUGGCUGGCUUCGGGGACUUUGCUCAAGCCGCACCCCUGACGACACCGGUGGUCAACGAGCCGGCCACAGGUGACGGCAAUGGUGACCUGUUCUUCGGCCAGACGAAUGGCAGCGGUAAGCCUACCGAUAUUGGGGACCUGUUGUUCGGCCAAGACAGCCAGAGCAAUCCUAGUGCACCCAGGCCUACACCCACCAGCGAGAAUAUGAUGUUCGACCCGUUCGGCUCGGCUGGCAAGGACAACAACAACCUCUUGGGCGGCAGCGGCUGCUGGCCCCAGUCGGCGACGACACCCAACAAUGCCGACGAGAGUCUGUUUCCUCGUAACGCGAGCGUUCCAAACUUUUCGUCCCAGGCCCAGCAGAGACCUGACCCGUUUGCGAACUUUGCGGGGGCAAUGGGUGCCGGUCUGGCGUCGAGUUGGAACGGUACUCCCAAGGAGUCAAACACCCCCCAGUCGGCCAGUCCGGCGAACGCUGGUACACCGGUGCAUUCGAGUCCACGCAUGCACAAGCCCGUCACGCCGAUCAACGAAGUGGCAUCCACGCAGGAGUCUGCCACGAAAAAACCCGCCGACGCGUUCGAGGAUCUGCUGGGCAGCCAGGGGUACAAGUUCACGCGCAAGGCGGAUAAGGACGGUCCAAAGACGAUCAACCAGAUGCGGAAAGUUGAGGCGGCCAGGACGAUGGACCCGGAGAAGCUCAAGGUCGCCGAGUGGACCGAGGGAAAGAAGAGCAACCUCAGGGCGCUGCUCUGCUCGAUGCACACCGUCGUCUGGGAAGGCUGCAAGUGGCAAAAGUGCGAGAUGCACGCCCUCGUGUCGCCCGCCGACGUCAAAAAAGCGUACAGGAAAGCCUGCCUCGCCGUCCAUCCGGACAAGCAAGUCGGAACGGCCAACGAGAACAUAGCCAAGCUGAUAUUCAUGGAGCUGAACAACGCCUGGAGCGUGUUCGAGAACGACGCGUCGCAGCAGAACCUAUUUAGCUAAUUGCCAGUUGUCGUUACUUGUUUUAGAGUAUCGCGAUCUAGAGUGUAUUAUACGAUGGAGAGGGAGAUGAGUCCAGUCGAGGAUUUCGAGGUUCGUUGUUGUCGCGUCUUGCUACUGCUCUCACCUAACUGUAAGAUACACAAACAGAGGAAACUCUUUUGUUGCAUUCCGUUAAGACUAAUGGUUAUAUUGUACAUGUAUAAACUAUGUAUAGAUAGAUAGCUCUUUGAAUGUUAUAUAUCAAUGAGAAGCGCGUAAAUAGUGUGACUCUCGUUUGUUAAGAAGGAAUAAUAGGCUCCAAAUGGGCAGAUUACCGCCGGUUAUUUCUGAUGCGACGCGGAAGAUGAUUCGUUGUUGUUGUUGAGACUUUGAUCAACUUUUCUGUGUUUCGUUUUAGUCCAAAGUUUGCAUUCCUAUGAUAUCACUAUAGAGCGUAAGGCACGUCAUUGAGACACAUUAUGUAUAUUUGAAAAACAAAACGAGAAGAAUUGUUUUUUUGUUGACAGAAAAUGUUUGUUACGAGAGAUGUGAAAGUAUUCGAUCAAUUGCAAAGAAAAGACUUAUUAGGUGUACAGAGUGGCUUUCGUCGGUAAUACAGAAAUUUUCGGUUGCCCAUGUCGCUAAAAUCUUUAUCUCUCUUCCAGCGGAGCUGACGAGCUUAUAAAAAAUAGAACAUAGCAUCCACGCGCUAGCAUGCACAUAAAUUGCGUACUAUGUAUAUAUGCCAGUGUAAAUUAUCAAAGAAAUAUAUAUAUGAAUUAUUUUCUGUGCAAUUAAUGGACAAAAAAAAAUAAUACACGAAACAAAAGAUAGCAUACGUCUAUUGUUGUAGUCUAGUGCUAUCACGAACUGCAUGAGGAUUUUUAUUUAUUUGUAUCUUUUUGAUCUUUCGUUAGAGAUACGCGAUCAUGUACGUCGUUACGUUACGAUUUUUACUCAUUUACAUUUUAAGUUUAGAUAGCCACAUUUUUAGUUACGUUAUAUAAUUUGACUGAACGUUUAUACAUUACUUUUUAAUUAUCCCAGUAAUUCAAAGAAGAAGAAAAAAAAAAUAAUAAACAUCACCGCUAC
This is a messenger RNA of Copidosoma floridanum, 4977 nucleotides long. RefSeq names its product cyclin-G-associated kinase (gene aux). Gene Ontology annotation, biological process: protein phosphorylation; regulation of clathrin-dependent endocytosis; positive regulation of Notch signaling pathway. Gene Ontology annotation, molecular function: ATP binding; protein serine/threonine kinase activity; AP-2 adaptor complex binding. Gene Ontology annotation, cellular component: cytoplasm. The record is from RefSeq and is a predicted model, not a curated record. Lineage: Eukaryota; Metazoa; Arthropoda; Insecta; Hymenoptera; Encyrtidae.